Aureobasidium vineae is the source of this 1290-nucleotide messenger RNA. NCBI's taxonomy places the organism in Eukaryota, Fungi, Ascomycota, Dothideomycetes, Dothideales, Saccotheciaceae. The record is from the annotation of a GenBank genome assembly.
GACAACAUGCGGACUAAUCACUUCCUGGCGUUGCCAAUUUCUGCGCUGGUCGCAACAAGCCUUACGACAGCGCAAGCAUUGCAAUGUCCAAGCAAUUUCCAAGGACAAGCAUCGCAGAUGAUUGCAAGCAAUAUUGCACGAAGCCAAGGCGCAGCAGCAAGUUCUUCAGGCACUGGUCUGAUUGAGCUCGGAAUCUUCUAUCAAGCCCUACGCCAGGGUAUCGCAGCGACCAAUGACACGGCCAACAAGAAAGAAUGGACGGCAUACUUGCACAACAGCACAGCAAGUGCUGUCCCGCUCUUAUCANAUGCCACUUCCGCUACUCAGCUGCCUCUGGACCGCUUCUCUAUAGGCACUGAGAUGAUUAGGCAAUGGCAGGAAACAGGAGAUCCAUCGCUUCUGUCUGCCAUCGACGCGCUACAGGACUCGCUUACUCAACAACCACGAAAUGCCAAUGGAGGACUUUGGUACUAUGCCAAUCCCAAAAGUCUGACUGCGUAUCAAAAUCUGUCGUACACCGAUGGUAUGUACUCGUACCCGACUUUUGCGAUUCUUAGCCCCAGAAAUGGUACUCGAAAAAGCGAUAUUUUCAGUGCUGCGGCGGUGUUGAAGCAACUCGAGAUCCUCGAGGUCAUCUGCAAUGAUGGCACGGGUCUUCUUGUGCACGGAUACGAUGCCUUGGAAGCUCAUCACUGGGCGAAUCCGGAGACUGGUGCUAGCCCCUCGGUCUGGGGUCGUUCGCUGGCAUGGUAUACUCUUGGUGUAGUCGAAGCCCUGGAUUCCUUACCAUUUAUGCCUCAGCACUCGACCACACCGGAGAACAAGAUCGCAUACAACAACAUGAGGCUGCUUCUCAACUCUCUUAUCAAAGCCCAGAUCAUUGCUCUCGAGCGCGCCACAGCAAUCAAUGGUAACUACGGCGUCUGGCAAGUGAUCGACCUUCCUGGCGCUGCCAUCAACAGUACGGAAAACUUUGUCGAAACAAGUGCAAGUCUGAUGACUGCCUACUCGCUGCUCAAAUCAGUCCGUAUAGAGGUUAUUACAUCACCAAGCCUCCGCAACAGAGCCAUCAAAGCGGGCCUCGGGCUUUGGGAUACCAUACUCGAUACACAAAUCACGAAAAAUGCGAAUGGAUCACUGAAGCUGGGAGGCACGAGUCCUAUCGCUAGUUUGAGUGCGCAAGAUGUAGAUGCUCAGUACUAUUUCUCGAGACCGGUUGUGAAUAACAGUUUGAUUGCGACUAGUGCUUUCAUUCUUGCUGGUCUGGAAGUUGAGCGGUUAUGCGGUUGA